CGCUCCGAGCUCCUGACUCCAGCAAGUUCAUUGGCUCAAGAACCGCAGGUAUAAACGCGCCUGCUAGAGAAGAACUCACAUCCGCUUCACAAUGCCUCCGUUUGACGACUGGAACAUCAUCGACGAAGAAGAAGAACAAGAGCUACAGGACGCCGCAUUUUUUGAAGGAAAACGUGAUGUUAUCCUAUUUUGCAUCGACUGCUCAGAGUCCAUGCAUGAACUUCGAGACGACCCUAAUUACGAAGACGUCAAAACAUCUCAUCUCUUUACUGCCCUUGAAGCAGCGAUGCAGAUUCAGAAAAAGAAAGUAAUAGUAGGCCCCAACGAUUCUGUUGGCAUCGUGCUAUUCAACACAACUCGCUCGUCAGAAGCAAAGAAUCAUGCCACAGAAAUCAAGAAGAACUCCUUCGUUUAUCAGCCCAUUUCGGCCAUAAGUGCCCCGGUCAUUCAAGAACUUAUUCAACUGUUGGAUGCUGCUCGAGAAGAUCCGGAGCUGCUCAAAUCCACAUUUCCUCCACUGACAGGAAAUAAAAUGCCCCUGGGUGAUGUAUUUACGAGUUGCAACUGGGUUUUGCGUGACGGAGCACCAAAGACAGCUUCAAAACGCGUCUUUUUGAUCACAGAUGAUGACAAUCCACACCCAGGAAGCAAGCAGCUCCUCACUUCCGCUCGAACAACCCUUCUAGAUUUGACACAGUCAGGGGUUCAGGUCGAACCAUUUUUCAUUGCCACUCAAGAGAAGCCGUUUGAACCGUCCAAAUUCUACUCGUCCGUUUUGCUGCCCAACGUGUUAAACGACGAGGAUGAAGACACUGGCGUUCUUCCUGAAUCCAUAUCCAUCACGCGCAUCGACGAUCUUCUAUCUCAGAUGCGUUUUCAUGAGGUGCAAAAACGCGCCAUGUUCAGCAUUCCUUUCCAAUUAGCGGACGGAUUUGUGAUAAGCAUCAAAGGUUACGGGCUUGUCACAGAACAGAAGAAAGGCGCGUAUAAGUACUUCGUUGACCUUGGCGAUCGCAUGGAAGUAGCUAACAGCCGUACGGUGUAUGUUGACGAGGAUCAACAAGCGGAAGUGGACAAAACCAAGUUGGUCUAUGGGAUGUCUCUUGGUGCUGGUCCGGUUGAAGAAGGUAGCGACGAAGAAGGCGAAGGAACUGAUACCAUUUCUCGAGCUGUUCCGUCGGGAAAACGACCAUUUUACACUGCAGAUGAGAUCAAGUCUUUCCGCACGCUGGACCUUGAACCAGGCAUCAAGCUACUUGGCUUCAAAAAACGCAAAGAACUGGCUUUCGAGGACAAUGUCAAGCACUCUGUAUUUAUCUAUCCCGACGAACUAAAAUACUCAGGAAGCAAGCGCACAUUCACCGCUCUGCUAAAGAAAAUGAUAGAGAAGAAGAAGAUUGGUCUUGUCCUAGCACUCACACGACGCAACGUCGCUCCCAUCUUCUGUGCAAUGGUUCCGCAAGCGGAAAGUGGCGAAGAAGGGGAAUGGAAUGAGCCUGCAGGUUUCCAUUUGAUUCCCUUGCCAUUCGCCGAUGAUAUUAGAGCAGCACCACUGGAGGAAGCAUUCCGAGCGUCGGAUGAGGUCAAGGAUUCCGCACGGGCCUGGAUUGACAAGCUCUGCGUUAAGAACGGAGCAUAUCCGCCUGACUCUUAUCCUAACCCUGCCCUUGCGUAUCACAAUGCCCAGCUACAAGCAAGUGCCUUCCGCGAGGAGUUUGAUCCGGAAGCCUUCGAGGAUCUUACACGUCCCAAAUACGAUAUGAUUCACAAGCGCGCUGGGAACCUUAUGAAGGAGUGGAAGGGGGCUCUUUUGGCCGACGAGUCCGCGAAUGUGGUGGCCGUUACCACAGGAUCCAAAAGAAAGGCUGACGUGUCAGUUGACGAGGCGGAAAUCCGCAGUAAACACGAGGCUGGCACUUUGGGCAAGCUCCGCGUGGAUCAGCUUAAGGAUUUUCUCAAGAGCAAGAGCCAGCCGAUGUCAGGAAAAAAGGCUGAGCUGAUUGAACGCGUUUGUGAUUGGCUGGAUGCUCAUUGAGCGAUUCACAUGCACUCCCACAGAUUGAGGACAGCUUUCUUUCUUAUUUUCGGUCGUGCGUCUGUGGCAUGCUUUCUAGGAACUUAUUCUCGAAUGCCUAUAUUCUUUACUAUGCCACAUAAUAUCCUUGUAUAAUGCAGCUUGAUAUUGCCCUCCAUGAUGAGCCUCCCCGAUGAAUGCCGCGGACCGGGUGGCUCCGGUGACGCAAUUUCAGA
This is a messenger RNA of Suillus paluster, 2250 nucleotides long. Its product is annotated as SPOC like C-terminal domain-containing protein. Gene Ontology annotation, molecular function: telomeric repeat DNA binding; DNA helicase activity; double-stranded DNA binding. The transcript is spliced from 19 exons. Lineage: Eukaryota; Fungi; Basidiomycota; Agaricomycetes; Boletales; Suillaceae. Gene Ontology annotation, cellular component: nucleus; Ku70:Ku80 complex. The coding region runs from base 92 to 2035 and encodes 647 amino acids. The record is from RefSeq and is a predicted model, not a curated record. Gene Ontology annotation, biological process: telomere maintenance; cellular response to gamma radiation; cellular response to X-ray.